Cryptotermes secundus is the source of this 2981-nucleotide messenger RNA. Its product is annotated as probable C-mannosyltransferase DPY19L1. NCBI's taxonomy places the organism in Eukaryota, Metazoa, Arthropoda, Insecta, Blattodea, Kalotermitidae. Gene Ontology annotation, cellular component: nuclear inner membrane. The transcript is spliced from 14 exons. Bases 293 to 2488 code for a protein of 731 amino acids. Gene Ontology annotation, molecular function: mannosyltransferase activity. The record is from RefSeq and is a predicted model, not a curated record.
GAAAUAUUCCAAUUGUAAUAUCCCUCUGAACGUCUUCAUUACAGGCUAAUAUAUGUGUAUAUGCAACGAGUUAUGUAAUACCAAUGAUAUGCUGAAGCAUUACUAUGUCCUACGAGUAUAUUGGAUGAACAAACUGUGUGCACAGUGAGAAUGGGAGUAUAAGUUCCUUGAAUCAGUCAGUGCUGGAUGAGAAAUUUUUGGUGGUAGCCCUUUUACAGGCAUCAUGUCGAGAACAAUCGGAAGAAUUUGGGAGUAUGUGAGAGCAACGUGAAAUGAGGGAGUUUGUUUAAGAAUGGCGACGAAGCAACAGAAUGUUAGUGAAAAGAGAAAACAUUCACCCACAACUCCUGUACAAAGAAAGGAGAAAACACAGAAAAUAUCAAAGACUAUUAGUACAGUAAAUGAAGAUACCACUAAUGUUAGAAUGAAUGAGAAGAAAAGUGCUAUUUUCUAUAGCGUGUCCAUAGUCUGCUUAGCAUUUGGCUUUGCUUGCUUACAUGUUUACCAUGUGGCAUCCAUGUUUGAAAAUGACAGACAUUUUUCCCAUCUUUCAACACUUGAGAGGGAAAUGACUUUCCGCACUGAAAUGGGUCUUUAUUAUUCCUACUAUAAGACUUUAGUAGAAGCUCCAUCAUUUUCAGAGGGAUUUGAUCAGAUCACUCAUGAUAAUUUAACCGAAUUUCCAUCUGUUAUCAACACAUUGCAGAGGUUUAAUUUAUGCCCAGAAGUAGCAAUUGGUUCAUUGUAUCGAAUAUUCAUGGCAGUGACGAACUGGCUGGGAUGGGCCACCAAACAAUGUUGGCAGGUGGAGAGGGGCCAAGGAUUACCCCAAGUUACUAGUUGUGAGGGCCUAGGUGAUCCAACAUAUUUCUACCUAGAAAUGGUGUGGAUCUUUGCUGGCUUUACUAUGGGUAUAAUAUUUUUGUAUGCAUUGUUUCUCAGUGGCUCUGUGACAGGAGGUCUACUUGCAGUUCUGUGUUUCUUCUAUAAUCAUGCUGAGUGUACACGUGUACAGUGGGCGCCACCAUUACGCGAGAGCUUCGCGUAUCCGUCCUGCCUCCUUCAGAUGAUGUAUGUUAGUGUUUGUCUGCGUAAACGUGACAGUGAUUUUUCAGUGAAACCAUCCCCUCUAAUCCAGCUACUCGGUAUCUGUGGUUCCACUUGGUUGUGUCUGAUGCUUUGGCAGUUCUCCCAGUUUGUCAUUGCCACACAGACUGUUGCGCUAGCUGCCAUGUUUGUUAUUGGCGCAAUUGAUAAAGACAUCUUUCUCAUUGUUCUCUUUGGACAGGGUCUUGGAGUACUUCAGGCAGUAAUGUCCCUGUUUGGUAAUGAACUCCUCCUGACUUCAAUUCUGACUUGUCUGAUUGCAUCUCUGUUGAUUGUGACGCUUACAUUGGAGCCAGCCCUUACACAGUUCAACUGUCUACCACGAGGACUGGUGUUAGUUUGCCUCACACUGUUGGGCACAAUUACACUCAAAACGCAUUUGUCCCAUGCUUUGGGCAACAAAGAUGAUGGUCACAUUAUCAACAUCCUGAAAUCAAAACUAACUGGGUAUCGGGACUUCCACACAUUGCUUUACACGUGCUCCCCUGAGUUUGACUUCCUUCCUACAGAAACUGUAUGGAAACUGACAGAAACUCUCUUACUGCCAGCUGUAGCUGUGGCUGUAUUAGUAGUUCCUUGGUACUGGGUGUCAAACAUCUUGUUCAGUCACAGACAAAAUAGUGAUGAGAGGUCAGAGAGUCAUCUAGCAAGUUGUAUUGAGCCAGAGAUCCUCUAUAACAUUCUGCAGCUUGCAGCUUUUGCAAUUAUGGCUGGCUUGGUUAUGAGGCUGAAAUUGUUUUUCACCCCACAGUUGUGUAUAAUUGCUUCACUGCUGGCUUGUAGAAGGUAUUUCAGAUUUCUGCAGACUGAUAAUGUACACCGGGCCAUCUUAGUUCUUCUUAUCAGCGGAAUGAGUGUGAGAGGAAUUCGUAAUCUUAGUGAGCAGAGGAACAUAUUGGGUGAGUAUAGUAAUGUUCCAUUUGAGGAGCUGUUAAUAUGGGUUAAGACUGAGACAAGUCCUAAUGCAGUAUUUGCUGGUCCUAUGGCCGUUAUGGCAAACCUCCUGCUCUCUACAAGAAGACCAAUUGUCAACCAUCCACAUUAUGAGAAUGCAGUUUUAAGGGAGCGAACCAAAAAAGUAUAUUCAGUGUUUAGUAGGAAAUCUCCACAAGAAGUGUUCAGUAUCUUGUCCCAUCUUCAAGUAGAAUAUGUAGUUCUGGAAGAAUCAUGGUGCUUCAGGGGAAACAGAAAUGGCUGUAGCAUGGUGGAGCUAUGGGAUGUGGAGGAUCCGGCGAACGCUCAUAAUCCUGCAUUAUGUCCACAGCUGUUUGUCCAGACUCCUGCACCAUUCCAUCGUGUUUUUGCUAACGAUGCAUAUGUUGUGUUGCGGCUACACAGUCAAUAUGUGGAACUGAAUCCUUUGAAGGUUUAUAAGCUGUAGAAUGGACUUGAAUACAUUGGUGAUUGAAGCACCGACCUAUUUAUUCGAGGCAAUAGACUUGAGAAAGUGCUGAAAUGGAAGCUUCUUUUAUAAUGGUGUUACAUUCUGUGGAACAGAAGUGAAGCCUGUGAUUUAUGCCCUGUGAAUAAUUUUAAGAAGUUUUUAUUAAAUUAUGUAGUGGAAAUGAAGAUAUGUGUCCAAAGUGCAAUAUGCUUGUAGAAUGUAUUAAACUAACUGCAGUAACUAAAACUUUAAAAUUAAGUAAUUUUAACUAAAUUUAAGCUUCAUACACAACAGAACUGUAUAAUCAAAUUAAAAGGUAAAGUAAUGUGAAUAAGUAAUUAUAAAAUUAAAAAAUUAAUAAUUAUAUGAAAUUGAAAUUUACUGCUAGGAUAAAUAAAUUGUCAAACAUGUAUUUGGUCCCACAGAAUAUUAACCCUUUGACGGAGUCAUUUAAAUUCCGCGGCCGCGUCUCCUGCGGUAAUAUAUUCAG